AGACGCCGCUCAGAUCUAACGUGUCAUCUACAGCGUCACAACCUUGAUGUUGGAAACAUUGCAUGCAUUUAUCAUCCAUCAUCUCUGAAAUGCUGAGGGGACCGAGGGUGCUGAUGAUGCUGCUGUCCGUGCUGCACGGAACCGGCGUAGCAUCAACGGGCUCAUCCCGGUACCGCGUGCACCCCCAGGCAGGGUUCGGUAUCGCUGAUCCUGCGGCAGUGGUGCACUAUACAUCGUCUGCCAUACAGUGUGCUCAACGGUGCUCGAUUUCUGGCUCAUCUGUCUUCUCCGUCACUGAAGAAAACACAGGAAAAGUGAGAUGCAGAAUUGCAUCGUCUGGCUUCCGAGCUGAGAACCUCACCGCCGGCGCCGCUGCUGCAGGAGAAACAACCUACGUCGACGAACUUACCACUGCUACUGAACAGGCACUUACCACUGCCGCAACAACUCAAG
Molecule: messenger RNA, 453 nt
Organism: Hyalella azteca
Lineage: Eukaryota; Metazoa; Arthropoda; Malacostraca; Amphipoda; Hyalellidae
Exons: 4
Source: RefSeq, a predicted model, not a curated record